ACGAACAAUCGGUGCACCGUUGAGAGCGGUCUGGUGAACAUGAUCAAAACCCUGGACAGCGAGAUGAAGCAAAACAGCCACAUCUUGGCCACGCCUUCCGCCAAGCAGCUGGAUGCGAUGCAAAGCGAAGUCGAAACGCUCCGGCAAGAGGUGUCCAACAAGGAUCGUGUCCUGGAAGACUUGCGGGAAGCGGUCAACCAAAACCUGCGCCGCUUCAAUGUGCCGCGCGAAGGGUUUGACUCGCUCGAAACACUCAUCGGAAAACUGCUCCAGAAGCUGAGCGAUCGUAACCGGUACUGGGCAAGCCAAGCAACCGGUGCCUGGGCGGACACAGUGGCCAAGCAGACCGAAAUGGAGGAGCUGAAACGGUUGAUCGACAGCAAGGCUGUCGAGAACGUGAACAAGAGGGCUCAGCUGGAGAAGCUGAAGAAGAGCAUACAGGACAAAAAGAAAGACUGUCAAAAGCUGGAGAGUAGCAUCCAAAGAAAUGCACAUGCUCAGCGCAACCACAAGUAGGGCGCCAGAAACACUCCAAAUUGGGUAUCGAUUUUAAGCUUUUUGGUUUUGAACUUCGAAAUGAAAUCGCAACUGAAUCGUAAUAAAAGUGAACGAACAACAAGUGA
Messenger RNA from Anopheles cruzii, 623 nucleotides. RefSeq lists its product as uncharacterized. The coding region runs from base 40 to 516 and encodes 158 amino acids. The transcript has a single exon. NCBI's taxonomy places the organism in Eukaryota, Metazoa, Arthropoda, Insecta, Diptera, Culicidae. The record is from RefSeq and is a predicted model, not a curated record.